Molecule: messenger RNA, 2622 nt
Organism: Penicillium malachiteum
Lineage: Eukaryota; Fungi; Ascomycota; Eurotiomycetes; Eurotiales; Aspergillaceae
Product: putative C6 transcription factor (NirA)
Exons: 5
Coding region: 1-2622 (873 amino acids)
Biological process (GO): regulation of DNA-templated transcription; DNA-templated transcription
Molecular function (GO): DNA-binding transcription factor activity, RNA polymerase II-specific; zinc ion binding; DNA binding
Source: RefSeq, a predicted model, not a curated record
AUGUCUGCAGACCGCACUGCAUCCAAGAGGCGCUGUGUCAGCACCGCCUGCAUUGCUUGUCGCAGAAGAAAGUCAAAGUGCGAUGGAAACCUACCCAGCUGUGCUGCAUGCUCCUCUGUCUAUCAUACGCCUUGUGUUUAUGAUCCCAAUUCCGACCAUCGCCGCAAGGGCGUAUUCAAGAAAGAUGUAGACUCGUUGCGAACAAAGCACACAACCCUGCAAACCUUAAUACAGGCAUUAUUAAACUAUGAAGAAGAAGAUGCUUUUGAUCUGGUCCGACAGAUUAGGUCGUGCGAUGACCUCGAGACAGUGGCUCAAUCCAUUGUUGCGCGAGAGAAGGGACUCUUCUCCGCGUCAGAAACAAAAGAUCGAGUCAGCGAUGAAUCCGAAGUCGACCAAUUUGAAUCUGAACUAUCAGGAAAGAUGAGCGAACUCCUACUGGACGGCUCCCGAAAAUUCAUUGGCGGUACAUCGAAUUUGAUAUUCCUUCCUCCUGGCUCAGAGCUACAUGAGUCGACUUCAUUCGCAGAUCUUGCUCCAGGAAUCUCACCCGAUACUGAGCCCAUCGGAAGAUGGACCCGAAUCACCGAAGAUGACAACCUUGUCAGCCAUCUCCUAACUAUGUACUUCACUUGGCACUAUCCAUUUUUCACUAUUCUCGCGAAAGAUAUGUUCUAUAGGGACUUUAUGCGAGGUGUCUCGAGCCAAUAUUGUUCAUCCCUAUUGGUCAAUGCGAUGCUAGCUCUGGGUUGCCAUUUUAGCAAUUGGCCGGGCGCAUAUUCUGAUCCAGAGAACAUGGCAACUGCAGGCAAUCAAUUCUUCAAAGAGGCUAAACGCCUAAUUCACGAAAAUGACGAGCAUGAAAAUGCAAAGCUCUGUACAGUCCAGGCAUUUGCCCUCAUGUCUGUUCGUGAAGCAGGUUGUGGCCGAGAAGGCAAGGGUUGGGUUUACAGUGGACUGAGUUUCCGUAUGGCAUUCGACCUUGGUUUAAAUGUCGAGUCGUCUAACCUUACACACAACAUGAGUGAUGAGGAAGUUGAUGCUCGACGAAUUACAUUCUGGGGCUGCUACGUUAUAGACAAAUGUUGGUCAAACUACCUUGGUCGUCAACCACAAUUAUCUUCGUCCAACACAAAUGUACCCAAAUUCGAUGUUCUACCCCGAGAAGAAACGGAGAUGUGGGCACCGUACACAGAUGCUGGUGCGGGUCAAGAGUAUACUCAAGCCUCCCGUACGAGAGCAAUAGCUUUGCAAAUUUCGAAACUGUGCGAGAUCAGCAGCGACCUUCUCAAGUUCUUCUAUCACCCUUCGGAACUAGAGAAGUCACAAUCAAAGCAAUUGGAGUUGAAAAGAUUGAGCGAUGUUCACACACGGCUCGAGGCAUGGAAAAAGGAGCUACCGCGGGAACUUGAGCCUAGAGAAGGACAACUUCCCCAAGUCCUGGUGAUGCAUAUGUUCAAUCAGCUCCUUCUCAUUCACCUUUACCGCCCAUUCCUCAAAUAUACCAAAGCCACCACUCCCCUCCCAUCACAUGUUUCUCCCCGCAAGAUUUGCACUCAAGCUGCGUCGGUCAUCUCCAAACUAUUGCGGAUGUACAAACGCACUUAUGGAUUGAAGCAAAUCUGUAACAUUGUUGUUUAUAUUGCCCAUACGGCUUGCACCAUUCAUCUACUUAAUCUCCCCGGAAGAAACCCAGAACGAGAUGUGAUUCAUGGGCUCCGAAACCUCGAGGAGAUGGCCGAUUGCUGGCUAGCUGCACGCCGCACCUUACGUAUCCUUGACAUAUCCGCCCACAAGUGGCAAGUCAAACUUCCAAACGAAGCCACCGCCAUCUUCGAGCGGACUCACGCCAAAUGGGGUUCCUGGGGGUCCUGGGAUCAAGCGACAUCUCCUUCCACAUCGGAAGACUCGCCACUCAUAAGUAAUACUUUACCCAUUCCAUAUGCGUACCCGGGGAGCUAUCAGCCACAAACCACUCAAGCUUCACCAGGGAUGCACAGAGAAGCCCCAGGUUCAAACCCAGCCUCAAUUAUGGGUGUCUCGAUGGGACUUCAGUAUCCAAAUGCCACCCUUUCCCCAUCCAUGCCACCAAUGGCGCCAAUUCGUCGGGUCUCAGGACCAAUCAACCAGCAGUCGGACUACACGACCCCAGAUCCGUCAUACCCACAUGCGGUCAACUACCAAAUGUCCUCAUUAGCAACCUCCGGCCCAUCUACAGCUCCAUCCCCUUCUGCUCAGAGCGUCUGGUACGACCAGGCCGGGAACCCUGUUCCCCCUCCCCAGACUACCUUAUCGCCAAACUCGAACUCUCCCCACUCCGGGUUUGAGGGCGCUGAUAACCUGGUUGAAGAGAGCCAUGAUUGGUGGAAUCGAAAUGCUGCUGCGGCUUUGGGUAUUGGCGCUGGAGAGAAUUGGGGUGCUGCGUGGAACCCCGAUCUUCCAGGCCAGCCCGCUCAUCUUUCGUACGAUAGUAACGGUCAUCUCAUACCUAUGGCUGCGCAACAGUCUAGUCCUCAUAUGACAGGGCAUCCGUCACAAGCUACUGGCGGAAUGCCUGGGAUGUCAUCAGGAGGUGCAAGCGGUGCCAGUGGAGCACCAGGAUACGAUGAUCGGUGGAAAUAG